GGUUAUGGAUUAACCUGACUCCCAGACUGACAUGGAGGUACCUGGACGAAAUCGCAGUUUCUCCUUGGCCCACCCCUGUGUAGGCUUGUGGCAAGCAUCUUAUCUCCUCCAAGCUUUUGGGUCCCAUCCCAUGAAGUGGAGACAGGUGUCAGCAGCUCCAGGAUGUGGCAAUUCAGACUCUUCCUGCUGCUCACGUCCACCUGGGGAAUUUCUAGCAUCCCAGCCCAUCCUGAGCCAGUGUUCUCCAGCAGCGAGCAUGCCCACCAGGUGCUUCGGGUCAGACGUGCCAACAGCUUCCUGGAGGAGAUGCGGCCAGGCAGCCUGGAACGGGAGUGUAUGGAGGAGAUCUGUGACUUCGAAGAGGCCCAGGAGAUCUUCCAAAAUGUGGAAGACACACUGGCCUUCUGGAUCAAGUACUUCGACGGUGACCAGUGCUCGGCUCCGCCCUUGGAUCACCAGUGCGAUAGCCCAUGCUGCGGGCAUGGCACUUGCAUCGACGGCAUGGGCAGCUUCAGCUGCAGCUGCGAUAAGGGCUGGGAGGGCAAGUUCUGUCAACAGGAACUGCGCUUCCAGGACUGUAGGGUGAAAAAUGGCGGCUGCUUGCACUAUUGCCUGGAGGAGGGCAACGGGAGGCGCUGUGCUUGUGCCCCGGGCUAUGAGCUGUCAGAUGACCACAUGCACUGCAAGUCCACCGUGAAUUUUCCAUGUGGGAAACUGGGGAGGCGGAUGGAGAAGAAACGCAAGAUCCUCAAACGGGACAUAGACCCAGAAGAGGAACUGGAACCAGAUCCAAGGAUAGUCAACGGAACACUGACAAAGCAGGGUGACAGUCCUUGGCAGGCAAUCCUUCUGGACUCCAAGAAGAAGCUGGCCUGUGGAGGGGUGCUCAUCCACACCUCCUGGGUGCUGACUGCAGCCCACUGCUUGGAGAGCGCCAAGAAGCUGACCGUGAGGCUUGGUGAGUAUGAUCUGCGGCGCAGGGACCACUGGGAAUUGGACCUGGACAUCGAAGAGAUCCUUGUCCACCCUAACUACACCCGGAGCGACAGCGACAACGACAUCGCACUGCUCCGCCUGGCCCAGCCAGCCACUCUCUCUAAAACCAUAGUGCCCAUCUGCCUGCCAAACUAUGGCCUGGCGCAGGAGCUCACUCAGGCUGGCCAGGAGACGGUGGUGACAGGCUGGGGCUACCAAAGCGACAAAAUCAAGGAUGGCAAAAGGAAUCGCACUUUCAUACUCACCUUCAUCCGCAUCCCUUUGGCCGCUCGAAAUGAGUGCGUGGAGGUCAUGAGCAAUGUGAUCUCAGAGAACAUGCUGUGUGCGGGCAUCAUUGGUGACACGAGAGAUGCCUGUGAUGGUGACAGUGGGGGACCUAUGGUGGUCUUCUUUCGGGGUACCUGGUUCCUAGUGGGCCUGGUGAGCUGGGGCGAGGGCUGUGGGCACCUCAACAACUAUGGCGUCUACACCAAAGUGGGCAGCUACCUCAAAUGGAUCCACAGUCACAUCGGAGAAAAGGAUGCCUCCCUUAAGAGCCAGAAGCUGUAGCACACCCCUUCUGCUCAUCUCUGGAUCCCAGAAGUCGCUCUCAGAGUAAGGCUGGGCUAGUGAGGAAAUUAAAGGGGCAUGCAACAAACCUA
Messenger RNA from Mastomys coucha (southern multimammate mouse), 1637 nucleotides. RefSeq names its product protein C, inactivator of coagulation factors Va and VIIIa (gene Proc). Gene Ontology annotation, molecular function: calcium ion binding; serine-type endopeptidase activity. The transcript has 10 exons. Gene Ontology annotation, cellular component: extracellular region. The record is from RefSeq and is a predicted model, not a curated record. Gene Ontology annotation, biological process: proteolysis; blood coagulation. Bases 163 to 1545 code for a protein of 460 amino acids. Lineage: Eukaryota; Metazoa; Chordata; Mammalia; Rodentia; Muridae.